Brienomyrus brachyistius is the source of this 6859-nucleotide messenger RNA. RefSeq names its product tetratricopeptide repeat, ankyrin repeat and coiled-coil containing 2b (gene tanc2b). Gene Ontology annotation, biological process: regulation of dendritic spine morphogenesis. The transcript has 28 exons. Lineage: Eukaryota; Metazoa; Chordata; Actinopteri; Osteoglossiformes; Mormyridae. Bases 589 to 6837 code for a protein of 2082 amino acids. Gene Ontology annotation, molecular function: protein binding. Gene Ontology annotation, cellular component: dendritic spine. The record is from RefSeq and is a predicted model, not a curated record.
UCGCUGGCUGUGUAGCGGAGGUGGCGAUAGGCGUGCUCGGGCUGCGGACCGCGUCUCACUGGCAGGAGACCCUGCUUUUUGUUAUGAAUCGGCGCACACUGUCUGUCCUGCACGUCCGGGGGUCCGGGGACUGACGCUGUAGACGGGGCCCGGCUCACCUUUCAACGCGCGGCAUCUGUUUAACAAAAAAAAAGACCUCGCAUAUGUUGUCACACGCCGCAAACAAAGACCGCUGGCUGGGCUGAUAGAGGACACGGAGAGAGAGGGAGAGAGAGAGAGAGGGGGGAGAGAGAGAGACACGGGGAAAGAGGGGAGAUAGUUGGGCGCUCUUGUGAUAUAAUUACAGCUGAGAAGAAGCGAAAAGUCAAGAUCGAUCGUGCAGAAUACGGUAGAAGACCGCUCCUGCAUUGGCUGAACGGAGCACAAGCAAGGAAGAGAGACUCCCUUUGGGAUCGGGAUGGGACCGGGCCUGUGGCCCACCAGAGAGGAACGCCACACUCUGCUCCAGCAGCAGUGCCUGUGCCCGUGAGGACCACGUGCCAUUGUCCACCGAAGAUUCCUGCAUAGCCCCUCUGGUCCUACGCCAUCAUGUUCAAGAACAGCUUGAAGAUGCUGCUUAGCGGCGGGAAAUCCAACCGCAAGAACCGCAACAGUGGAGGCAGCUCCACAGACAGUGACUGUGCCUUUGAAGGAGACUACGCUGUGCCCCCACUGCCGGUGACAGAAGGCAUGCAGCACAUCCGCAUCAUGGAGGGAGUGUCUCGCUCGCUGCCGUCCUCUCCGCUGCUCACACACCAGACCAUCAGCGUGCGGCUGCAGCCCAUCAAGAAGCUCACAGGGGAGUCGAACCAGGAGCUGGGGCCUCCCCCUUCAGUGGAUGAGGCAGCCAACACUCUGAUGACACGGCUGGGGUUCCUGCUGGGAGAGAAAGUGAGCGAGGGGCAGGCCGCACCGCAGUACGGCAUGGAGGAUCAAGAUGACAACCAGGGUCUGUCAGCGACCCAGCGGAUCAGCCCCUGCUCCACUCUGACCAGCAGCACUGCCUCCCCGCCAGCAGGCAGCCCCUGCUCCACCCUACCCUCCGCCACUCCCGGCAACCCCGGCAAUAAGGACUGUGCCUACGGCUCCGUCACCAGCCCCACCUCCACCCUUGAGAGCAGGGAUAGCGGCAUCAUCGCCACUCUGACAAGUUACUCGGAGAACAUGGAGAGGGGGUCUCGGGGGAACCUGAAGCUGUGGCAGUCGCAGAAGUCCGGCAUGGACUCGUGCCUGUACCGCGUGGAUGAGAACAUGACGGCCUCUACCUACAGCCUCAACAAGAUCCCAGAGAGGAACCUGGAGACCAUCUCGUCCCACUCCGUCCAGUCCAUCCCCCUCUACCUUAUGCCUCGGCCCAACUCUGUGGCAGCCACCAGCUCCGCCCACCUGGAGGACCUGGCCUACCUCGAUGAGCAGAGGCACGCCCCGCUGCGCACCUCCCUGCGCAUGCCCCGGCAGAGCUCGGGCGCCGGGCGCUCCGGGCAGGACCUGAGAGCUUCCACUAACUUCCAUGCCUGGCAAUCCCAAUCACUGCGCUUCGCCCCUUACCGGCCCCCGGACAUCUCCCUCAAGCCUCUUCUCUUCGAGGUGCCCAGCAUCACGGUGGACUCCGUCUUCACGGGCCGCGACUGGCUCUUCCAGGAGGUCGACGGGCAGCUGAGGAGCGCCAACUGCAGCACCAACCGCGGCGUGGUGGUGGUGGGCAACAUCGGCUACGGCAAGACCGCCAUCAUCUCGCGCCUGGUGGCGCUCAGUUGCCAUGGUACCCGCAUGCGGCAGAUCGCCUCCGACAGUCCACACGCUUCGCCCAAACAUGGGGAGAGUCUGCCGCUCAGUCAGCCCCAGCCAUCCCACGGUACCCUGGGGGGAGGCAGCUGCCCUGGCACCCCCGAGAUGAGACGCCGGCAGGAGGAGGCCAUGAGGAGGUUGGCGUCCCAGGUGGUGGCGUACCACUACUGCCAGGCAGACAACGCCUACACGUGCCUGGUGCCCGAGUUCGUGCACAACGUGGCGGCACUGCUAUGCCGCUCGCCGCAGCUCGUCGCAUACCGGGAGCAGCUGCUGCGGGAGCCGCACCUGCAGAGCGUGCUCAGCCUGCGCUCCUGCGUGCAGGACCCCCUGGCGUCCUUCAAGAGGGGCGUGCUGGAGCCCCUGGACGCCCUCUACAAAGAGAGGAAGAUCACCACCGACGAAGACCUCCUCAUCCUCAUCGACGGGCUCAACGAGGCCGAGUUCCAUAAGCCCGACUACGGGGACACGAUCGUCUCCUUCCUGAACAAAACCAUCAACAAGUUCCCACCAUGGCUGAAACUGGUGGUCACCGUCAGGACCACGCUGCAGGAGAUCACCAAACAGCUCCCCUUCCACCGUAUCUCCCUGGACCGUCUGGAGGAGAACGAGGCCAUCGACCAGGACCUCCAGGGCUACAUCCUGCACCGCAUUCACAGCAGCUCUGAGAUUCAGAACAACAUCUCACUCAAUGGCAAGAUGGACAACACCACCUUCGGCAAGCUGAGUGCCCACCUGAAGGCCCUCAGCCAGGGCUCCUACCUGUACCUCAAGCUGACCUUUGACCUCAUCGAGAAGGGCUACUUGGUGCUGAAGAGCUCCAGCUACAAGGUGGUGCCGGUGAACCUGGCCGAGGUCUACCUGCUGCAGUGCAACAUGCGCUUCCCCACACAGUCGUCCUUCGAGCGGGCGCUGCCGCUGCUCAACGUGGCCGUGGCAUCGCUGCACCCGCUGACGGACGAGCAGAUCCACCAGGCCGUCAAUUCCGGCUCGGUGCAGGGCACACUGGACUGGGAGGACUUCCAACAGCGCAUGGACAACCUGGCCAUGUUCCUGGUGAAACGGCGGGACGGCACGCGCAUGUUCGUGCACCCGUCCUUCCGUGAGUGGCUCAUCUGGCGAGAAGAGGGAGAGAAGACCAAGUUCCUGUGCGACCCCAGGAGUGGUCACACGCUCCUGGCCUUCUGGUUUUCGCGCCAGGAGGGCAAGCUGAACCGGCAGCAGACCAUCGAGCUGGGUCACCAUAUCCUCAAAGCACAUAUCUUCAAGGGGCUAAGCAAGAAAGUUGGGGUUUCCUCGUCCAUCUUGCAGGGACUUUGGGUGUCCUACAGUACAGAAGGCCUUUCCACUGCCCUGGCCUCACUUCGAAAUCUCUACACACCAAAUAUUAAGGUUAGCCGCCUCCUGAUGCUGGGUGGGGCCAACGUAAACUACCGCACAGAGGUGCUGAACAAUGCGCCCAUCCUGUGCGUCCACGCCCACUUGGGCUACAUGGACACGGUGUCCCUGCUGCUGGAAUACGGCGCCUCCGUGGAUGCCGUCUCUGAGAGUGGCCUCACCGCGCUGGCCUAUGCCGCCUCCUCCGGCCACCUGGCCAUCGUCACCGCUCUGUGCCGCAAACGAGCGAAGGUGGAUCACCUAGACAAGAAUGGCCAGUGUGCCUUGGUACAUGCUGCCCUCAGGGGUCACAUGGAGGUGGUGAAGUUCCUCAUCCAGUGUGACUGGACCAUGGGAGGCCAGCAACAAGGAGUCUUCAACAAGAGCCAUGCUGUCCAACAGGCCCUCAUCGCUGCAGCCAGCAUGGGCUUCACUGAGAUUGUGUCCUACCUGCUUGACUUGCCAGAGAAGGACGAGGAGGAAGUGGAGCGUGCUCAGAUCAACAGCUUCGACACGCUGUGGGGGGAGACAGCUCUGACAGCGGCAGCGGGCAGGGGCAAGCUGGAGGUGUGCCGGCUACUUCUGGAGCAGGGGGCCGCUGUGGCGCAACCCAACCGGCGUGGGAUCGUGCCCCUCUUCAGCGCCGUGCGGCAAGGCCACUGGCAGAUCGUGGACCUGCUGCUGACUCACGGCUCUGAUGUCAACAUGGGGGACAGGCAAGGCCGCACCCCGCUGAUGAUGGCCGCAUCCGAGGGCCACCUGGGUACCGUGGAGUUUCUGCUUGCCCAGGGCGCGUCCCUGUCGCUCAUGGACAAGGAGGGGCUGACGGCCCUGAGCUGGUCGUGUCUCAAGGGUCACCUACCCGUAGUUCGCUCUCUGGUGGAGCGGGGGGCGGCAACAGAUCACGCCGACAAGAACGGCCGCACCCCCUUGGACCUGGCGGCCUUUUAUGGAGACGCUGAAGUGGUUCAAUUCCUUGUGGACCACGGGGCGAUGAUCGAGCACGUGGACUACAGCGGCAUGCGCCCCUUGGAUCGUGCUGUGGGCUGCCGCAACACCUCGGUGGUGGUGGCGCUACUCAAGAAGGGAGCCAAGAUUGGAUGUCAGACGCUUCCCAGUCGGCCGCGAGGUCCCGCCACGUGGGCGAUGGCCACCUCCAAGCCUGAUAUAAUGAUUAUUCUGCUGAGCAAGCUCAUCGAGGAGGGGGAUGCCUUCUACAAGAAGGGGAAGGUGAAGGAGGCUGCCCAGCGGUACCAGUAUGCCCUCAAGAAGUUCCCACGUGAGGGCUUCAGCGAAGACCUCAAGACCUUUCGUGAGCUGAAGGUGUCCCUGCUGCUCAACCUGUCCCGCUGCCGCCGGAAAAUGAACGACUUCGGAAUGGCUGAGGAGUUCGCCACCAAGGCUUUGGAGCUGAAGCCCAAAUCUUACGAGGCCUUUUACGCCAGAGCUCGAGCCAAACGCAGCAGCAGACAGUUCCCCGAGGCACUGGAGGACCUGAAUGAGGCCAUCAAGCAGUGCCCCAACAACCGGGAGAUCCAGCGCCUCCUGCAGCGUGUGGAGGAGGAGUGCAGGCAGUUCUCGCAGCAGCAGCAACAGCAGCAGCAGCAAGAGCAGCAGGAACAUGUGGAGGAGGAGCUGGAGCCGCCGCCAUCCCCAUCUCCUCCCCCGCCCCCUGUCGAUGAGCCUCCCCCGCCCCCACCCCCGCCUCCAGAGCCCCGGCUGGAGGACAUGGAGCCUGUGCAGGAGCUCUUUGAGGAUGACGAGUACCUCCAUCAGGAGCUCGAGGGCAUGUCCAUCGGUCUGCCUCCAGAACCACGAGGCAACCCGGCCAGCCUGCCCAUCAUCCAGAGCCCGCCACCCUCCCCCGCACAUCGGGACUCUGCCUACCUCUCAGGUGGCUCCCCGCUCGGCCAGGCCUUUGAUUUCCGGCCCAGCCCCCCCUCCAUGUCCUCCCCCACCCGCCAGGGCUACCAAUCCACCUCACCCUCCCUCUCCCCCACACACCAGAACUCCCACUACCGGCCCAGCCCCCCCCACACAUCCCCUGCCCACCAGGUGUCUUCCUACCGCUUCAGCCCUCCUCCUCUAGCUGGCAGUGGAGGAGGAGGUGGAGGAGGAGGAGGGGGCGCUGGACAGGGAAAGGACUACCAGAGCCCCCCACCGUCCCCACUGCGCCGGGGGCCCCAGUACCGAGCUAGCCCCCCCGUGGAGACCGUCUGCCUGUACCGCUCUCAGUCCGGCUCUCCUGUGCGCUACCAGCAGGAGCAGAUCCCGAGCCGGCCCAAGUCGCCGCUGUCCAAAAUGAGCAGCCAACGCUCCUUCCAGCUAACCUCCCAGCCCUCCCAGUCCUCCCAGCACCACCAGCAGGCCCUCCGGCUGCAGCCUGCCAUGGCCCAGAUCGUGCGCACCAACCAGCCCAGCUCUGCAGUGCACUCCAGCUCGGUGAUGGGCGGCGGCGGCGGCUACGGGCAGAUGGCGCACCCCAUCAGCGGCCGCUACCAGGGGGGCUCCGUGGAUGUGGAGAGCCGCCUGGUGUACCAGCCCUCCAUAGACGGGCGGCCCAUGCCGCAGGUGCAGGCCAGCUUGAGCGCCGGUGCCCUCUGCCAGCAUGGGGGCCGGCCCGGCGCCGUUGAAUCCAGCCUGGUGAAGGACGAGCUCCCGCAGCGGCCUUCCUCUGCAUACCGCUCCAGCGGCGGCGGGCCGGGCGGCAUGCGCUACAGCCAAACUCCCCAGAUCAGCCGCAGCCAGUCGGCCGCCUACUACCCUGUGUCCAAGCAUGAGCUGGAGCGGGCUGCCGCCCUACCCCAGUGCCAGCUGGGCUCACCGGAGAUCCCCCACCUGGUGCGCCGGCCCGUCAGUGCCAACACGGCUGAGAUCAAGCAGCACCCACCCACGCCGCGGCCCCUCAUCCACUCGCAGAGCGUGGGCCUGCGCUUCUCACCCUCCAGCAGCAGCAUCUCCUCAGGCUCCGCCUGUAACCUAGCCCCCGGCUUCCGGCCCUCGGCCUCCAUACAGCAGAUGGAGAUUCCCCUGCAGCCGUCCUAUGAGCGUGCCUGUGAUGACCUGUCUCCCGUGUCGCCCUCGCAGGGCGGAGAUGGCCGGGGUGGGGCCGGGGGCGUGUAUCAGGGCGAGACCGCCCGCUCGCGGACCACACCCUUUAUGGGCGUCAUUGACAAGACGGCCCGGACCCAGCAAUACCUACACCAGCCGUCACGGCCAUGGGCAGUGUCUUCGCUGGACACGGUCAUCACCAGCCCCACCUCCCCAGGGAACCUGGUGCAGUCAGGGGGUGGCAGCUCGGCCUAUAGCAGCCCACCCACCUCGCUGGGCAACAUUGCGUACUACAACAAAACCAACAACGCCCAGAACGGGCACCUCCUGGAGGAUGACUAUUAUGCCACACCGCAGCCAGCACCGCCUGCCUCACUAGGCAAGCUGGCCAACGGGUCACGGGGGGACAUUCUGGAGCGGGUGAGCCAGGUGCCCACCUACCCCGACGUGAAGGUGGCGCGGACGCUGCCGGUGGCACAGGCUUACCAGGACAACAUGUACCGGCAGAUGUCCCGCGAUACGAGGCAGGGGCCCACCUCCCCCAUCAAACCAAAGAGACCCUUCGUGGAGUCCAACGUGUGAGAGCAUGGCAGUGCUGGAGUGG